CGAACGGUAUUUAAGAUGCUGAGUUGUAGAGCCUUCAGGCUUGGGAAGGAAAGCUAUAGGAUGCCCAAUUAAGCCACGUUUUCAGAAACUCAAGCUUUGACAAAGGCUAAGAAAGAAGAAGGAAAGAGAAAACAGAGUGGUGAGCCCAUCGACAGUGAGGGUACAAGGUUGUAAUUAUUACAGCUCUGCAGCUCAGCUGGGCACAUCCAGAUUCCUCUCCAGGAAGAGCCUCCUCACCAGGCCCACGAAAGAUGCUGACAAAGACCCUUUCAGCUGUGCCCUGGCUUUGCAUUUUCAUCUUGGCCUUUGUUAGUCACCCAGUGUGGCCACAGAAGCCCACUAAGCGCAAGACACCUGCACAGCUCAAAGGGGCCGCCUGCUGUGAGGAGGUGAAGGAGCUCAAGGCCCAGGUUGCCAACCUCAGCAGCCUGCUGAGCGAGCUGAGCCAGAAGCAGGAGAAGGACUGGGUCAGCGUGGUCAUGCAGGUGAUGCAGCUGGAGAGCAGCUCCAAGCGCAUGGAGGCGCGGCUCGCCGAGGCCGAGGGCAAGUACUCCGAAAUGAACAACCAGAUCGACAUCAUGCAGCUGCAAGCUGCACAGACGCUCACGCAGACCUCGGCAGAUGCCAUCUACGACUGCUCGUCACUCUACCAGAAGAACUACCGCAUCUCUGGGGUGUACAAGCUUCCUCCCGACGACUUCCUGGGCAGCCCUGAGCUGGAGGUGUUCUGUGACAUGGAGACGGUAGGCGGUGGCUGGACCGUCAUUCAGAGACGGAAGAGCGGCCUCGUCUCCUUCUACCAGGACUGGCGGCAGUACAAGCAGGGCUUCGGCAGCAUCCGCGGGGACUUCUGGCUGGGGAACGAGCACAUCCACCGGCUGUCCCGGCGGCCAACCCGGCUGCGCGUGGAGAUGGAGGACUGGGAGGGCAACUCGCGCUACGCCGAGUACAGCCACUUUGUUCUGGGCAACGAGCGGAACAGCUACCGCCUCUUCCUGGGGAACUACAGUGGCAGCGUGGGGAACGACGCCCUCGUCUACCACAACAACACGGCCUUCAGCACCAGGGACAAGGACAACGACAACUGCCUAGACAAGUGUGCGCAGCUCCGCAAAGGUGGGUACUGGUACAACUGCUGCACGGACUCCAACCUCAACGGCGUCUUCUACCGCCUUGGGGAGCACAACAAGCACCUGGACGGCAUCACCUGGUACGGCUGGCACGGCUCCGCCUACUCGCUCAAGCGGGUGGAGAUGAAGAUCCGCCCGGAGGACUUCCAGCCCUGAAGGGCUGCCCGCGGCGGAGCGGGGCGGGAGACGCGGAGACAACGGAGG
This is a messenger RNA of Phyllostomus hastatus (greater spear-nosed bat), 1334 nucleotides long. It is a transcript of the gene ANGPTL7, whose product is annotated as angiopoietin like 7. The coding region runs from base 252 to 1286 and encodes 344 amino acids. Lineage: Eukaryota; Metazoa; Chordata; Mammalia; Chiroptera; Phyllostomidae. The transcript is spliced from 5 exons. The record is from RefSeq and is a predicted model, not a curated record.